Molecule: messenger RNA, 1074 nt
Organism: Capronia epimyces CBS 606.96
Lineage: Eukaryota; Fungi; Ascomycota; Eurotiomycetes; Chaetothyriales; Herpotrichiellaceae
Exons: 6
Coding region: 1-1074 (357 amino acids)
Biological process (GO): transmembrane transport
Cellular component (GO): membrane
Molecular function (GO): transmembrane transporter activity
Source: RefSeq, a predicted model, not a curated record
AUGUCUACUACGUGUACCGAUGAACUCCCGGUUGAAGUUGGCGGUGAUGGCGUUGCCCUCGAUCUCGACAACCGCCUGGCUCGCGACUUCAGUCUCCUGGGAGUCAUCAGCCUGGCCUGGAACUGUGUCAACGUCUUUGGCGGUCUGUCCUUCAUUUUCGUCGUUGGCUUUUCUGCAGGCGGGCUUCCUGCCAUCUUUUAUGGAUUCAUCGGCGCCAGCGUCUGUGUAGCCUGCAUGACGGCCGUCCUGGCCGAAUGUGCCUCGAUCUUUCCCACAGCAGGCGGAGCUUACCACUUUGCUACCUUCCUUGUCCCUCAGAAAUACCGAUCCGGCGUCGGCUUCGUGCUGGGUUGGAUCAACUAUCUUGCCUGGACCUUGGCUGCCGCUGCCUGCUAUUCGAUUCUGUCCAGCUUGAUCUUCGCCUUCGUCUUCGAGACGCACCCGGACUUUAGUCUGAGUGGGAGAUACCAGUUGUUUCUAGUCUACGUCGCGGUCGCCAUCGUCUCUUGGGCCGCGAAUCUCUUUUGCCUCAGUGCAAUCCCCCUUCUCGGAAACAUUGGAUGUUAUGGCAGUAUGGCGACCUUCGUGGCCUUCACCAUCACCCUACUCGCAGUGUCGAAAAAGGCCGAUCCCGCCUCGGUGUUUGUGGAUGUCAUCAAUGCUACUGGAUACUCCUCCAACGCCAUGGCAGUCGUGCUGGGCCUGUACAACAGUAUGACGGCCCUGGUGGCGCUGGACGCCAGCUGUCAUAUGGCCGAGGAGAUCAAGCAGCCCACCAGAAUGAUCCCGAAGAUCCUCUACAUCACCAUCGCCUUACAGUUCCUCGUCGGAGUGGUUUGGAUUCUGGCCAUUGGAUUCUCCAUUCAGGAUUCAGAUGCCAUCAUCAACAGUCCUUCAGGAGUCCCCAUCUUCGAACUCAUCUUACAAGGCACCCGAAGCAAGGUCGCCCAAUAUAUCUUCAUGGUCAUGCUUACCAUCAACUACAUCGCCGCCGCUGUCGGCUGUAGCUUGACCGCCAGUCGACAGGGCUACGCUCUGGCGCGGGACGGAGGUCUCUUUCUGAAGACAAGGUGA